This is a messenger RNA of Cylindrotheca closterium, 1926 nucleotides long. The record is from the annotation of a GenBank genome assembly. Lineage: Eukaryota; Bacillariophyta; Bacillariophyceae; Bacillariales; Bacillariaceae.
AUGGCGACCAAUAAGAAUAAGCUCACCGCCAUUCUGAUGGCCUUCUUUCAGGUCGUCCGGUUGUUGUUAGAAAUACUCUUCAUCUCGACCGAUCCACGACCUGAAACAUUCAGCGGCAAUCAUGAAUCUCGGAAACAUUCUCGUUCGUCAGAUGGCGAUGAGAAGAAGGAGGAGGAACACUUCAGCAACAGCAGCGACAACCAAGCAGCACUGGAAGCUUCGUUCAAGUAUUUUGAAAUCGACAAUCCCAAAGAAGCAACUCGAGAAGCUGUGAAAAAGAAGUUUCGACGACUCAGUCUUGUACAUCACCCAGAUCGGAACAACCAAUCCGAAGAGAGUGUGAAAGAAAUGCAAAAAAUCAAUCGCUUUUAUGAAUUGUUGGAACAAGAAUUUGAUCGAAAAGAAGGCAAAGGUGGCCUUUUCAACGAGAACAUUCCAGAGGAGCCCAAUGCAGAUACCACCGAAGCGGAUCCCGACGAACCUGGCAUCUCGGACGAAGAACGCAAACGUCGCCGCAAGGUACAAAAGAAGCAACGCCAAAGGGCUCAACAACGCGAGAAAAAGGAGCAAGAGCGCCGAGAAGAAGAAUUUGAAAGGCGUCGAGAAGAAAUGGAAGAAGAGAUGCACAGGCGACGUGAAGAAAUGGAAGAAGUGAUGCACAGAGAAUGGGAGGAAGCGAGACGGAAGAUGGAAGAGUUCCAAAAGAAACAAAAGGAGACCAAGCAACAAAAUAAAAGCAAGUUCUAUAAUUCAUCUCUAAAUACGAAAAAGGGACGAAUGAAGGCGCACCAGACCUGGAAGUCUAAAAUUGAAGCUUUAGAAAAGGAGGAGGAAGGGACCAAUAAUGGCAGCAGUCAAAUGGGUGCCAGAAGUAAACCACCAAACUCAAUCAUGGAAUGUUCGACGGAUGACAUUGCAAUUGCACUAAGACUUGGUGCAACGGAUGUUGCAAUUGAGCUUGUCCAAGAGUCGAUGGCAGAGUGUAUGCAACAAUCGCUUAGAGAUAGGGCCCGGAAAGGUGAAAUGAUUGGCACCUUCCCAUACCUUGCGGAAGAAGAUACAUUGAAGUUCAAUUAUGAAGUUUAUGUCAACGUACUCCAAUCGCGCUUGGAUGCCGAUGGCAACCAUGCCUUGCACUACGCUGUGUACUACGAAGAUAAUGAAUUCUUAACAUACUUGACCCAUCAAGCACACAGGCUUGGAUAUUUUGGGGAGUAUGUGACCAGCACCAGCAAACACGGGUCGAAAGUCCUGGACUUUUGUGUUGGAUCUUCUAAUCCUGGUUUCGACAAUCGAGUCAAGGCCUUUUAUGAGGAGGGAUGCAAGAUGAUGCAAGAAAAGGAAGAAGCCGAAGCUCGAAGCAGCAGUGUUAUUUUGUCGUCGCGAUACUACUUCCAGCAGCUCCGACAGCAUGCCAAUUUAGAUCCAGCCUUUUUCUCUGUUUUUGGUAUCCUGCUGGGAAAGUAUAUCUUUUGCGGCAGAUGGUACGAAACGAUUUUGGCCAUCCUUUUCAGCAGAUUUAUGGAAAUCGCCAAAGAUGCUUCGAAGCAUGAGCAGUAUUAUGUCUUGAUUUUCUCGCACUGCUACUGGUUUAUUUUCAAGAGCACUGUGUAUUUCACGUGGAAGCUUUUUCCAUGGUGGCUGAUUCUUGGAGUCACUCUUGUAGCUGGAUAUUUCUUCUCAUUGAGCGAAGUGAUAUUUUUUGUUCCGGCUAUGGCGCACCACGGUAGUAGCAUCAUUGUCAAGCAUGCCCUCAAUUUGUUCGGUUACUUUGUGCCAACACCCAAGAGUCCACGCUUGGCUUUGAUGAAAGAUGUGAUUGUCAUGUGCAGCUGUAUCCUUUUGCUUCGAUAUGCGUGGUCCUUGCUUCCUAAAUGGAACUGUGUUGAAUCAUGGAAAGAGGAAGCUAACAGCGAGGAGCUCUAA